AUGAAAUCCGUACUCAUUCUACUAUCCCCUCUAUGCCUUUCUACCAUCUUACAUGCAUCCCCAAUAUCUACGCCCAACCCCAACCCCCCGACAGUGUUUCUCAUCCGUCAUGGCGAGAAACCCCCAGAUCCUGAGGACAGUGGACUAAAUGCCGAUGGGUUCAAACGCGCCGAGUGCCUCCGGGAAGUAUUCGGCGUGGGGUCACCUUAUGAAAUAGGCCAUGUGAUGGCACCCAAGAUCAAUAAGCGAGGCCAGCAUAGGCGUUCCUAUGAGACCGUCCUCCCCGUCGCACGGGACCUUGGCCUCUCCGUUGAUACAUCCUGCAAGCGCAAUCACGUUAAGUGUGUGGCGAAACGGAUCAAAGAGUUCAAAGGAACAGGAAAUAUUCUGAUCUCCUGGCGCCAUGGUAAGAUGAGGCAGAUUGUCCAGGAGCUGGGAUAUGAGGACCCUCCUGAAUAUCCUGAUGAUCGGUUCGAUUUGAUCUGGACGAUUCCAUUUCCUUAUGAUAAUAUCACUGAGAUCCAAAGCGAAGAAUGUCCGGAAUUGGAUGUGCCAGUGCCAGCACUACUGAAAGUGCAAGAUCUGUGUGCGCGGGCGGUGAACAGCCGAGCGGAGACAGAGCGCCAAGAUUUCAACCUGCCCACCCAAUUUUUUCGAAGUAUCGCGGCCUUCACUACGUUCGACCGAGCGUUGCCCAAAUUUCUCAUCAACCUCCAGUAUAUUACUGGUUCAACGGCUUGGAUCCCUUGGAAGGAACGCCUGCGAAGCCAUGCUCAGGCCUUCGACGGUUUACUGUCGCUGAUCCCGGCGAAAUUUUAUUACGGCGAAGAUGGCAGUGAUCAAUGGCAGCGCAAGAAGCAGACUAAGGAGCAGGCCCGUGAAGCCAAGCGGGCGAAGUUGGACCCCGAUUCCGCCAAGUCAGCCAAGGAUGUGAUGGACGAGAAUGCACGCAAGCGUAAACGUGACGAGGAAGGGAAUGGGGAGGAAGACGACUCUUCUGAUAACGGUGAACUCGGCUCCGAGAAGCCCAAGGAAGGACUGAAGAGAGGAGAUGCCAACUCAAAGAAGCAAAAGCAGGCCGAAGACUCGGCUGAUGCGGAGCGCACAUCCGCCAAGUCGGCCGAAGAGGCAGAAGCGCGCAAGAAGUUGAAGGAGGAAAAGAAGGCCCAGAAGAAAGCUGCUCAGAAGGAGAAGAAGAAGGCCAAGGAAGCUGCUAGGAAGGUCAAGGUAGCCGAGCAGCCCGAAGAGACCGAAACACCUGCUGUGCAAAAAUCCGAGUCGACCCCCGCCAACAAGACCAAGGAACAAAAACAAGAACAAGAGGACAGCGAUAGUGAUGACAGUGAAAUUGCGGAUGGCGUCCCCGCCGAAGGUCUCUCGCUCGAGUUCAACGCCGAACAAGAAGAACAACCAUCCUCUUCUGCGUCCACCCCCAACUCCCCUGGGUUCGAUGCUUCCAAUCCCCAAUCGGGCAGCUCUUCCAUAUCCUCCAUUGUUCCCCCCACCGAAGCCUCCAAAUCCUCCACCUCCGAACCUAAGCCUCUCAAGCCUACCCCCGAUGAGCUCAAGCAACGGUUACAGAAGCGGCUCGAUGAACUUCGCGCAGCCCGCCAUGCCGAUGGGCUCAACGGAAAGCCCGCUAGAAACCGUCAAGAGCUAAUCGAAGCUCGCCGCCAAAAAGCCGAGCAACGCAAAGCGCACAAGAAGGAGCUGCGCCAAAAGGCUAGAGAAGAGGAGCAACGGCUGAAGGAUGAAGCCAUGGCCCGCCGCUUUUCUCCUGGUGGCUCGGGAUCCCUUCUCGCCUCCCCGCGCUCACCCGCUGAUUCCGUCGGCUCGAACAACAACUACGCUUUUGGCCGCGUUGUCUUCGCAGAUGGCCAACACGCCGACCCCACUCUUUCCGGAGUCCGGGAGCAACCUAAGAGCCACGGUCCUAAAGACCCUGCCGCAGCCCUGAAGGCUGUUGAAGCGAAGAAGGCCAAGCUCGCCGCCAUGGACGAGCAGAAGCGGGCUGACAUUGAAGAGAAGGACCUGUGGCUUAACGCGAAGAAGCGGGCACAUGGCGAACGGGUCCGUGACGACACAUCGUUGCUGAAGAAGGCGCUCAAGCGCAAGGAAUCGGCGAAGAAGAAGUCCGAGCGCGAAUGGAAGGAGCGUCUGGAAGCCGUGAAGAAGGGCAAGGACAUGAAGCAGCAGAAGCGUGAAGAGAACCUCCGGAAGCGCCGAGAGGAGAAGGGCAACAAGGGAGGCGGCAAGAAGAAGCAGGCCGGAGGAGCUAAGAAGAAGUCCAGACCGGGCUUUGAGGGCAGCUUCAAGGCCAAGUCUGGAGGCAAGAAAUAA
This is a messenger RNA of Aspergillus piperis CBS 112811, 2340 nucleotides long. Its product is annotated as putative 60S ribosome biogenesis protein Rrp14. Gene Ontology annotation, cellular component: nucleolus. The record is from RefSeq and is a predicted model, not a curated record. The coding region runs from base 1 to 2340 and encodes 779 amino acids. Gene Ontology annotation, molecular function: RNA binding; DNA binding. Gene Ontology annotation, biological process: ribosomal small subunit biogenesis; ribosomal large subunit biogenesis. Lineage: Eukaryota; Fungi; Ascomycota; Eurotiomycetes; Eurotiales; Aspergillaceae. The transcript has 6 exons.